AUGUGUGUCACGCCAAUUUUCCCGCAUCCAAGCCCAUUUAAGGAAAUGUGCAUCGAGCACCAACCCGUGAGGGCUACCGGCAAAUUGCAGCUGCAGAUUCGUUACAUCGAGGUGGACACCGCAGAAGAAGCAGAGGCUAUCUGGCAGUCUUUCCCGAACGCCAGGAAGAUCGAAACGCUGCAACUCCUGGGCGAGAAAACCUGCCACCAUCAU
Molecule: messenger RNA, 213 nt
Organism: Mesorhabditis spiculigera
Lineage: Eukaryota; Metazoa; Nematoda; Chromadorea; Rhabditida; Rhabditidae
Source: the annotation of a GenBank genome assembly